Ogataea philodendri is the source of this 1191-nucleotide messenger RNA. RefSeq lists its product as uncharacterized. The transcript has a single exon. The record is from RefSeq and is a predicted model, not a curated record. The coding region runs from base 1 to 1191 and encodes 396 amino acids. NCBI's taxonomy places the organism in Eukaryota, Fungi, Ascomycota, Pichiomycetes, Pichiales, Pichiaceae. Gene Ontology annotation, molecular function: protein dimerization activity.
AUGAGUGAGACAGAUCCCAACAGCGUGCGGCCUGGCUCGUCCUUGGGCACGGGAGCCCCCAUCGGGAGCGGGCUGCUACCACCACCGCCCAUCUUCAAGCCCACGUUUGUGCAGAUGAACAAAACGGGCUCGUCCACAGAGUCCAAGAACGCGUCGCCGGUGCUGGCCGGCAGUAGCAACUCGAACUACCUGACCUCGUCGUUUGUGUCGAACGAGGAGUACAAAAACAAGCUGAUCCAGCAGUCGCCGUCCAUCUCGCCCAUGACGUACGCCAUGGACAUGCCGUCGCCGGGGCCAGCAAGUCCUGCGCUCACGGCGAACCGCAAGCGACGCAAGUCGAUGGUCACCACCAAAGAGGAGCUCGAGCGCAAGCGCAAGGAGCUCAAGAGCCAGCACUCCAUCAUUGAGAAGAAACGACGUAUCAAGAUGAACAGAGAGUUUGAGGCCCUCAAGUUCAUGGUGCCCGCGUGCCGGCUCAACAUCCUCAACGGGCUCAACGACAACAACUUCGACAACUCCAACAUGAUGCACAAGCUCACCAUUCUGCAGAGCACGGUCGAAUACAUCAAGUAUCUUCAUUUGGUGAUCAAGCUACUCAAGUUGCAGAUGCUCACGCCGUCCAAGACUCGGCCGCUGUUCCAGCGCUGGCUGGCCAAGAACGACAACCUGCGGUUCGUGGACUUUGACCUGGAUCUGCAGGCGUACCGCACGAUCGAGAACGAGUUCAACUUCGAGGAGCUGUUUUUGAAAGUGUGGAAGAACGACGGCGAGAUGCCCGACACUCUGCUCGACGCGGUGUCCAAGGAGGUGGAGACGCUCGCCAACAAGGACGACGACGGCGAUGACAGCGACGAGGACGAGCUCGAGGCCACCGCAGCACGGGUCCCGCAGAUCGGCGACCUGGCAGGGCAGCUCCCCACCGAGCUGCCCAGCCCGCUGGUGACCCCAGACAUCCGCGACCUGGGCAGACCCUCCACCGUGCGCACACAGUCGCUCCCCACAGUGGGGGCAGACCAAACGUCUCCGCGUCGCACCAACGCCAAGUUCAAGCUCCCGUUGCCGGCCAUCGUGGACGAUAAGAUGCUAUCGGGAAAGAAUGAGCAGGAGGUCAACGAGAUGGAUGCGCCAAAGAUGCUGAUGAUGCUAAAGAGCGACGACAAACGGACCAGUAUAGGAAGUCUGCUGAAUUAG